This is a messenger RNA of Eruca vesicaria subsp. sativa (arugula), 258 nucleotides long. Lineage: Eukaryota; Viridiplantae; Streptophyta; Magnoliopsida; Brassicales; Brassicaceae. The record is from the annotation of a GenBank genome assembly.
AUGGUGGGAAGUGGAGCACCGCAGAGAGGAAGUGCAGCUGCAGCUGCAAGCAUGCGUAGGAGGAAGCCUAGCGGGAGUGGAGGAGGAGGAGCAUCUGGUGGUGGUGGUGGUGGUGCAGCGGGAUCCAUGCUUCAGUUCUACACUGAUGACGCACCGGGUCUUAAGAUCUCACCGAAUGUUGUCCUUGUCAUGAGCAUUGGUUUCAUUGCUUUUGUAGCUGUGCUUCAUGUCAUGGGCAAGCUCUACUUUGUCAAGUGA